Molecule: messenger RNA, 1542 nt
Organism: Aricia agestis (brown argus)
Lineage: Eukaryota; Metazoa; Arthropoda; Insecta; Lepidoptera; Lycaenidae
Product: cytochrome P450 6B6-like
Exons: 3
Coding region: 1-1542 (513 amino acids)
Molecular function (GO): oxidoreductase activity, acting on paired donors, with incorporation or reduction of molecular oxygen; monooxygenase activity; heme binding
Source: RefSeq, a predicted model, not a curated record
AUGCUGCUGGUAAUAAUAAUAGUCGUGUUGCUCGUCGCGUUCUACUUCUACGGCAUCAGGAAUCAUGACUACUGGAAGAAGAAGGGGGUACCCUACGAGGAGCCGAUGUUCCUCUUCGGCAGCAACAUCAAGCAUGUAAUGGACGGAGUGAGCGUCUCGGAGCGCUUCUCGCACUUGUACAGGAGCUACCCGCACGAGAAGUACGUCGGAUUCUACGAGGGGAGCGACCCGGCCCUGCUGCUGCGAGAUCCGGAGAUGAUCAAGCGCGUCCUGCAGGACGAUUUUAAAAGUUUCCACUACCGAGGAUUCCACCCCGAUCGGGACAACGUGGAGCCGCUGAUGAGAAAUUUAUUCUUCGCCGACGGCGAUAUUUGGAAACUGCUGAGGCAGAAGAUGACGCCCAUGUUCAGCAGCGGCAAGCUGAAGGCGAUGUUCGCGCUGAUCGCCGAGCGAGCAGAGAGACUGACGGUCAUCGCCGAGGAGUUGGCCCGCACGCGCGACGAGGUGGACGUUCGCGACCUCGCCGCCAGGUACACCACCGACGUCAUCGGGGCCGUCGGCUUCGGAAUAGAAUCGGAGGCCCUGAACGCCGAGAACUCCGAAGUCAGAAAGCUCAGCAAAAGAAUAUUCGCGGUGACCAAGAGGGACCUUCUCGUCUCCCUGGUCAAGAGAAUGUUCCCGGCCUUAUCUACGAGCCUCAAUUUCGUUCCUCCAGAAAUCGAAAGGACGACCACGUCCCUCGCCACGCAGUGUAUGGCGCAAAGAAAAUACAAGCCCUCCGGAAGAAACGAUUUUAUAGACCUGCUGCUGGAAUUGAGACAGAAGGAGGUGAUCGUCGGAGACUCUUUGAGCGAGACGAACGCCGACGGUUCACCUGCUCGGGUCGAGUUGAAGGUGGACGACUCCCUGAUCGCCGCUCAAGUGUUCGUGCUGUUCGCCGCCGGGUACGAGACCUCAUCGCAUGUGAGCAGCUUCCUGAUGCACACCCUCGCCUAUCACCCGGAAAAGCAGGCCCGGUGUCAGAGGGAGAUAGAUGAAGUUUUAAAAGCAAACGAUGGUAAACUAUCUUAUGACGGUUUGAAAGAAAUGAAGUACUUGGAAAUGUGUUUAAAGGAGGCAAUGCGGCUACUUCCUUCUCCUGGAUUUUUAGCGAGGAGAAAUGUUACCAAGUAUACUUUCCCGGAGACAAAUGUAACGAUUGACGAAAACGUGCUGAUCAUGAUAUCUAUUGAUGCCCUACAUAAAGACGAGCAAUACUUUGAAAGACCAUCUGAGUUCUGGCCAGAAAGAUUCGCAGACAGCGGUAGCAAGUUUGAAAAAGAUCUCUACAUGCCCUUCGGAGCUGGACCCAGGGCCUGCAUUGGAGAAAGAUUAGGUGUGCUCCAGUCGAUAGCAGCAGUGGCGUCUAUUUUGAGCAAAUUCACGUUGUCACCUUCCAAAAGCACGGUAGAGAAGCCAACCAUCGACAAGAACUCCAUCAUUGCACAGAACAUCCUGGGGGGACUACCACUGUCACUCAAACAUAGGAAUAAGAUAGAUUAG